Molecule: messenger RNA, 1056 nt
Organism: Aspergillus viridinutans
Lineage: Eukaryota; Fungi; Ascomycota; Eurotiomycetes; Eurotiales; Aspergillaceae
Exons: 1
Coding region: 1-1056 (351 amino acids)
Source: RefSeq, a predicted model, not a curated record
AUGCAGUCUCCUGACUCUCCUCCGUUCUCGGUCCGACUUCUGAGGGCCGACGACGACAAGGGCGACGCGUCUCACCCCGGAACUAAGCAGCUCCUGUCAGCGUUCCCCGCGUCUUAUCGCACCGAAGCCGAUCAUCUAGUGUCCCCGAGCAAUGAUGUUAUGGGCUGCAUCGAAAACGAGCUCGAUCUGCAAAGAUUGGACAAGGUGGUUGACUGGCUCUGGCUCGCGGGUCGGCCCAUGCCACCUCGUCCGCUCCACCACCAGCUCCUUCUUGGCCGGGAGAUCUUCAUCACAGAACGAAUGGACAUGCAUCUCGUCUGGACACGGGACCGGAUCUUUCUCAAACCAAUCCCACGCUUCCUGCUUGAGCCACGCUUUUGGACCGACUAUCUUAGUUACAGCAAGGAUUGCGAGUGCUUGCGCAGCAGGGAAUAUACAUAUUCCCCCAGAAGCACCCAGCAGUUCGCGCGUCAGAAGCUGUGGAGAUCUGCGCUCGGCUUUCUCUUCUCAUACGCCGCGCUAAUCACCCACGAGAGUGACUUUUAUAUCGCAAAGGGAAAGCAACUGCUCCCACCCGACGAGGAGCUCUCAUGGCAGGGGUGGAGGACACUCGUUGAACAACUCCGUACAGAGUCCAUCUACCAAAGAAUCAACCCGCGUUUCAUCUACGGAGAGCUGCGUCUGAGCCGUCUCAAUAAGAUGUAUCGUCUCUCCCAACGGCCGUUCCUGCGCGGCUACAUGUCCCACUGGCACCAGUAUGGCACCUUCUUCCAGGAAAACUUCCAAUGGCUGGCGUCGGCGACAGUGUACAUCGCUAUCGUCCUUAGCGCCAUGCAAGUCGGGCUGGCGACAAAGGCUCUUGCUGGCAAUGAUGCAUUCAACUCGGCUUCGUACGGGUUCGCUGUGUUUGCCGUCCUGGGUCCUCUGGCGGCCGCGGCCUUUAUCACCCUUGUGUUUUGCUAUAUGUUUGUCAACAACUUGAUCGUGGCGAUAGCUUACAAGGAGAGAAGGUUCCACGAGGUCCGAGUUGACUCUGGGGGACAUAAGUUCUCUUAA